AUGGCUUCCGUUUACAAGACCCUGUCGGGUACAGAGAACCAUGAGAAGGAGACGGGAGAAAAGAGAAACAAGCAGCGCGUGCUCAUUCUGAGUUCGAGAGGUGUCACAUUUCGCCAUCGCCAUCUGCUGCAGGACUUGUACUCGCUCAUGCCCCAUAGCCGGAAAGAGGCGAAGCUCGACACCAAGACCAAGCUCUACCAGCUCAACGAACUGGCAGAACUAUACAACUGCAACAACGUACUCUUCUUCGAAGCCCGCAAAGGAAAGGAUCUCUACUGCUGGAUGUCCAAGCCCCCCAACGGGCCCACGGUGAAAUUCCACCUGCAAAACCUGCACACGAUGGAGGAGCUAAACUUCAUCGGCAACUGCCUCAAAGGCUCGCGCCCCAUCCUGUCCUUCGACGCCGCCUUCGACAAGCAAGCCCACCUGCGCGUCAUCAAAGAGCUCUUCACGCAGAUCUUCGGCGUGCCCAAGACAGCGCGAAAAGUAAAGCCCUUCGUCGACCACGUCAUGGGCUUCACCGUCGCAGACGGCAAGAUCUGGAUCCGCGUCUUCCAGAUCAGCGAGACGGAAGCGGGCAAGAAGCCCGUCAACGAGGAAGAAGCCGCCGCCGCUGCCGCCGCCCCAAAGAAAAAGAACAAAACCGACUUCGACGUCAGCCUCGUCGAGAUCGGCCCCCGCUACGUCCUCACCCCCAUUGUUAUCCAGGAAUCAAGCUUCGGUGGCCCCAUCAUCUACGAGAACAAGGAGUUCGUCUCCCCCAACACUAUCCGUUCCGAUUUGCUCAAGGCAAAGGCCGGGCGCUUCAAUAGGAGGACGGACGCGGCUACGGAUUCGAGGGCUAAGCUUGCGGAUCUGGGGCUUACGAGCCAUGGAGGGAGGAAGAAGGAGAAGGAUCCGUUGAGCGAUCAGGUGCUGUUCCAGUAA
This is a messenger RNA of Dothidotthia symphoricarpi CBS 119687, 927 nucleotides long. RefSeq names its product brix domain-containing protein 2. Gene Ontology annotation, biological process: rRNA processing; ribosomal large subunit assembly. Gene Ontology annotation, molecular function: rRNA binding. The record is from RefSeq and is a predicted model, not a curated record. Bases 1 to 927 code for a protein of 308 amino acids. NCBI's taxonomy places the organism in Eukaryota, Fungi, Ascomycota, Dothideomycetes, Pleosporales, Dothidotthiaceae. The transcript has 4 exons. Gene Ontology annotation, cellular component: nucleolus.